GCUGCUCACGCCGGGCCCAGCCAUGGCGCGGCCGGGGCCCCGCGAGGUGCACACGACCCAGGCCAUCCAGCCGGCGCACGCCAACUCCCGCGGCGAGCUCAGCGCGGGGCAGCUGCUCAAGUGGAUCGACGCCACCGCCUGCCUGGCAGCUGAGAAACAUGCUGGGGUUUCCUGUGUUACAGCCUCAGUGGAUGACAUACAAUUUGAGGAGACAGCUAGAGUUGGACAAGUUAUAACCAUCAAAGCAAAAGUUACUAGAGCAUUCAGCACAAGCAUGGAGAUCAGCAUCAAGGUCACUGUACAGGACAUGCUCACUGGCACAGAGAAGCUUCUUAGUGUGGCCUUCUGUACAUUUGUAGCCAAGUCAGUUGGGAAUGAAAAGAUUCAUUUAAAACCAGUCACACUUCUAACUGAACAAGACCAUGUAGAACAUAAUCUGGCUUCUGAGAGGAGAAAAGUUCGAUUACAACAUGAAGAUACCCUUAAAAACCUGAUGAAAGAAAAUAGCAAGUAUGAUGAUCUCAGCUGUGGCGAAGAGGAGGGCGCAGUCUCCACCAGGGGCACCUUUGUUCAGAGCAUUGAACUUGUCCUCCCACCCCACGCAAACCAUCAUGGAAAUACAUUUGGUGGCCAGAUUAUGGCUUGGAUGGAGACGGUGGCUACUAUUUCUGCAAGCCGCCUCUGUCGAGCACAUCCGCUUCUGAAGUCUGUGGACAUGUUUAAGUUCCGAGGACCAUCUACCGUCGGAGAUCGUCUUGUCUUCAAUGCCAUUGUCAACAAUACAUUUCAGACCUGUGUCGAAGUGGGAGUGAGCGUGGAGGCCUUUGACUGCCAGGAGUGGUCCGAGGGCCAGGGCCGUCACAUCAACAGUGCUUUUCUCAUUUACAAUGCUGUGGACGAUAAGGAAGAACCGAUCACAUUUCCCAGAAUCAAGCCCGUGUCAAAGGAUGAUUUCAGACGGUAUCAUGGAGCUAUUGCACGCAAGAGAAUUCGCCUAGGCAGAAAAUAUGUUAUUUCUCACAAAGAAGAGGUUCCACUUUGCGUACACUGGGACAUUAGCAACCAGGAAUCCUUGAGUAAUGGCAACGUGGAAGAUUUCAAAAAACUGGCAGCCAAAAGUGGCUGGGAGGUUACCAGUGCUCUGGAAAAGAUAAAAAUACAUACUCUGGAAGAACAUGAUCUUUUAUCUGUUUGGGUUGAAAAGCAAGUGGAAAAACCGGCACACUUGGCUUAUCAUCUCUUAUCUGACUUUACCAAGCGACCUUUGUGGGACCCCCAUUAUGUGUCCUGUGAAGUCAUAGACUGGGUGAGUGCAGACGAUCAGAUCUGUUACAUCACUUGUCCUGUAGCGAAUGGUGACAAACCCAAAGACUUGGUUGUACUCGUAUCACGAAGAAGGCCUCUUAAAAAUAGUAACACUUACAUGGUGGCAGUGAAGUCCGUCGUCCUGCCGUCUGUCCCACCUUCUCCGCAGUACAUCAGAAGUGAAAUCACAUGUGCUGGGUUUCUCAUCCAUGCUACUGACAGCAGUUCCUGCACUGUGUCUUAUUUUAACCAGAUUUCUGCUAGCAUCUUGCCUUAUUUUGCUGGAAAUCUUGGUGGCUGGUCAAAAUCCAUUGAAGAGACAGCACUUUCCUGUAUACGAUUCAUAGAGAAUGCCACUGAUGAUGGGUCAGUAAGCAUGUUUUAAAUGGUAAACUGCAUAUUUUAACUGGUAAACUUUCAGUCCUCUGUAACUGAUUUCCCACUUUUAAUUCUAAGUGCCCUUAUCCCUAUUUGGAUAAGGUGGCAAGUGUCACCUUAUUCUUGACACUUGGCAAGCUUUUGGGCCACUGAAUAAUUUAAUAUUGGCCUAGGCAAAAUGCAAUUAGGAAGAGGUUAACAAGGUCAAACACCAAGUUAAACACCAUUGAUCUGGAUGAGCAUGAAACGAGCUUGAAGACUGUUUUAGGUCGUCCUUGGCUCUACUCCCUUCCAGGAGCAUGGGCAUUAGGAAACCGCCCCCACGCAAUCACAACAUUGUGUAUUCUGUAAAAUGGUACAAAUGUGGUUAAAAUUAUCAUAAACCUUUCAGGCUACAGAGAUGGAAUGUGUUGUUUGAAAUUUUAUAAAGUCAGAAAUGAUAAGCUGGCCAGUUGAUGGAUAGUGUGGGGCUGCUCCAUGUUCCUCAGGUGUCUGUAUGCCAGGAGCACCUCACAAGAUGUAUGACCUGUUUUAGAGCUUUAAAUUAGGGAAGCAUUAAAACAUAAUGGGAUCCAAUCAAUUUUAGUAAUAGGAACUACUUUACUAGUGUCAUUUAACAUAUAUUCAAGGUGGCUCACCAAUUUAGCAUCUGUUGCUAUAUAUACACAUAAAAAGUACCUGCAAGAUAUGUUAUUGCAGAGAAAGAGAAUAUUAACUGAGCUCUUUUUUCAUAACCAUUACAUUAGCACUUUAUUCCCUAGGCUUCGACAUUCAUUAUUCUUCUCUGUGAUUUGCCUUAACUCGUAAGACAAACCAGCAUAUAAGUCAGCCUCCUCUACAGGAUAGCUUUUAAAAGUUGAAAGACUUCUCUGUUAGAGUUUGAAGCGCUUAAAAGGUUAGAUACAUCCUGCUGUUCAUUUGUCAAAUUUCUGCCUCUGCUCAGCAAAUCUUACAGCUCUAUGUGAAAAAUAUAAUCAGUAUCUGAGCCCUCCUAAUCAACUCCACUGCUACAACCCUAAUCCAAACACCAGCUUCUCUACCUGGGUUAUAAGCUUUCACUUUCUGCUAUUGCUUCUCCAUUCAAGCCACUCUCAACCUAGCAGUUGGAUGUCAUAUCUUUUCUCAAAACCCAUGAAUCAUUUUUCAUAUCAUAGUAAAAUCCAACACCUUUUAAUGGUUAACAAGGCUCUGUGUAGUAUAUUAGAUUAUUUUUCAGAAAUAUUCACUCCCUCACCACCAUCCCCACCUCCAUGAAUGGAGUGUACUAUUCUACUUCCUGUCUUCUUGACGCUGUGACCCAUUCAUGGAACGUUAGCAGAUACCAUGCAAACAAAAGGUUGAAAAGUGAGGUUGCCCUCAUAUAUCUCUGCCACUGUCAUAAGAAAAACAUGUCUGAGCUAGCCUGCUGGCCCCAGGACAAGGAAGAGAGACAUGGAACAGAGUUGCUUCACCUGAGCCUAGCUUAGACCAGCCAACCCCAAACCAAACUUCACAUAGAUGUGGGCAAGUCCCACUGAGAUUAGCAGAACAGUCUAAAAUAAGCAUAGCCUGGAGUUGACUCACAGGCCUGAGUUAAGUAAAGGUUUAUUCUGAGAUUCUGUGGUUGUUACACAGCAGAAGCUAACAGGGAGAGCCUAUAAACUAUGAUCCCUAUGAACUAUAUGAAUUUUUCCCACUAGUUUGCCCCCCUCUCUUUUCCAGUCAUAUUGGCCUCUUUGCUGUUUUCCCAUUUACCCAGAUAUACUCCUUCCUCAGUAUAAUUACAUUUACCUAUUACCUCACAUCAAGAUAUCCAAGUUAUCACCUAUGUACCUCCCUGUAUAUCUGUACAAUGUAGUAUUAUGGAUGAAGCUUGAAAAUAUUGUUAAGUGAAGGAAGCCAGUCACAAAGGACCACGUCUUUCUGCCCCUAAAAUGUGAAAGCCUCUUCCCUAUUUGGGAGCUUUGACUAUUCCCUGUCCCUAAAUGCAGUUCCUUGUUUUCUUCACAACUGGUUCCUUCCUGUCAUUCGUAUUUCAGCAGGAACAUCUCCCCGUCGGAGGCCUUCCCUUGAUUGUCUAAAGUAGAUA
Phyllostomus discolor (pale spear-nosed bat) is the source of this 3751-nucleotide messenger RNA. RefSeq names its product acyl-CoA thioesterase 12 (gene ACOT12). NCBI's taxonomy places the organism in Eukaryota, Metazoa, Chordata, Mammalia, Chiroptera, Phyllostomidae. The transcript is spliced from 15 exons. Gene Ontology annotation, molecular function: lipid binding; acetyl-CoA hydrolase activity. The coding region runs from base 23 to 1690 and encodes 555 amino acids. Gene Ontology annotation, cellular component: extracellular exosome. The record is from RefSeq and is a predicted model, not a curated record.